Molecule: messenger RNA, 684 nt
Organism: Hibiscus syriacus
Lineage: Eukaryota; Viridiplantae; Streptophyta; Magnoliopsida; Malvales; Malvaceae
Exons: 2
Coding region: 1-684 (227 amino acids)
Source: RefSeq, a predicted model, not a curated record
AUGGGCGUAGUGAUCGUCGUCGGCAUUCUGACACUUGGGCUCUGCUUGAUCGUUUACGGAAUUUAUCGUCAUUACCAUGGCUAUUGGGAGGCGAUUUUAAUGGAAGCAUUUCGAUCUGCACUCAACCGAAAUGGUCUUUCUGAUAUUCGGUCUAGACAUGGGUGGUUUACAUGGCAUAAAGGUCGAGAGCAAUCCACCAUCAUUUGUUCCAGACUUGACCAUUUUGUUGCUUCAUCUUCAUGGCUAAGUCAACAUACUAGCUGUGUUUCAAGUGAGUUUAUUUCAAUAUAUGAUCACUGUUUCAUUUCCAUUGCUUGCUCGACUUCCACUCCUACAGUCCGUCCAAGGGAUCCACACUUGAUCGCAUCCAGUAUAUUGGAGAACAUCUUAAGCAAUGGAAUAUAUGCACGUCGUGAUGUGAAUAAGGCACAAAUUGCUUCGGCCAGAGCAAGAAUAGACAACUUGCUUUCACGACCUUUGUCAACUGCAGAAAUGCUUGAGAUUGCGAAAUUAAAAAGUGAGAUCAACCAUCCUAUGUCAAUUGAGGAAGUGUACUGGCAUCAACGAUCUCAGAGUAAUUGGUUGCAAAAUAGUGAUCGUAAUACACCUUAUUUUCAUGCUCGUGCAUCUCGUAGAAGGCGUAAGAAUUUUGUGCGUAGAAUUUAUAAUGAUGAUGGGGAAUAG